CUAAUGUUCGUGUAAAAUGAACUAAAAAUUGAAAGGACUUAUUUACUUUUUUGUCAAAAAUUGAAGAAAGAGGUUAAGAUAUACUACUAUUUAUAAAUUGGUCAUAAUAAUAUUUAUAAUUUCUUUUUUAUCAAAAAUAAUAUAAAUGCCGGCCACAACAAUGCAUAAAUUCGUAACAUUUCUUGGAGUGAUUUCCAUGUUGCAUGCUGCAUAUUCAGCUGCACAACAUAGAUCAUAUUUGCGAAUAACUGAACAAGAAUUUACUACUUUACCAAUUGAUAUAUUAAUACAAGGUAUAAUAAGUUUAUUUAUAGUUAUGUACGGUGUGAUGUACAUAGCUGGUGAUUUUAAAGAAAUACGAGCAGUUGUUGAUUUGGAAAACAAAUCUUGGGAAACAUUAAGAAAUCUUCCAUCAUUUCAAAUAUUUAAUCACCGUGGCAAAUCACUAUCUCCUGAUUAUAUUUAAGUAUUAUAGAAUAUAUGAUUUUAUUUUUUUCUAGAUUGUGAUAUAAUUUAAUUGAAGAAUAAUGGCUUUUUGUAUAUUUAUUAAAUCUUAAACCAAAUUAAAAACAAAAAGACAAUGUUAAUCACAGAAAUAGUUCAUUUUUACGCAGAUUCAUUAAAUGUUAUAAAUAUUUAAAUAAAAUAAUGAAUUUAAAAAAUAAAAA
Messenger RNA from Vespa crabro (European hornet), 668 nucleotides. RefSeq names its product ER membrane protein complex subunit 5-like. The record is from RefSeq and is a predicted model, not a curated record. The coding region runs from base 146 to 466 and encodes 106 amino acids. Gene Ontology annotation, cellular component: early endosome; Golgi apparatus; EMC complex. Lineage: Eukaryota; Metazoa; Arthropoda; Insecta; Hymenoptera; Vespidae. The transcript has 3 exons.